ACAAAAUUAAUGAAAAAGAAAAAGGAAAAAAAGAAAAAGGAAAAAAAAAAGGAAAAAAAGAUAACAAAAAAGAAAAACAUACAAAAGUUAUUUUUCAGAACAAUAGAAACUCAAAAUCUGAAUCAGUGGAACUAAUAAUGUUGAGAAGAAGCGAUAGAGAUGAAAAAAAGUAUAAAGUAUAUUCCAUGAAAUAUAACAAAGGUGAUGCUCGUGCCGAACUUCUUGAUACACAUAAUAUUUAUAGUGACGAUACCCCAAGAAUUUAUUUUGAUGACAAAUAUUUUCUUGUUGCUGCUAAUCAUUCAUUGAUAUCGGAAUGGGAUCGUAUGAGUCAGAAUCGUUUUUACGGCAAUUACAAUUACUAUUACAAACAAAAUUAUUACUUAAAAUCUAAUGAUUAUAUGGUUCUUAAUAAAAAAAGUAAUGCGGAAGAGGCAUUGAUGGUGGCUGAUUAUCGUCAAGAUUCGAAGCUAGUAGUCUAUUCAUUAGAGCGUAAUAUAACAGUUUCAUCAUUUGAAUUUAAGGAAAAAGUUCAUAUUAAAAAAGUAGAUUUCAUUUAUGUAAAAAGUGACACAUUGGUAUUUGAGGAGGAAAAUGAUGAUGUGGUGGCUGAAUUGGAGGAAAAAUCAAAUAAAGGAUUAUUCGAUGAUAUUUGGACUCAAUAUUUGGACUUAACAAAAGAAAAUGCAGAUGAUGAUUUAUCAAGUUUAAAUGAUGAAAUUAAUAAGAUUUCGACAAAAUAUUGGGAAUCAACAACAAAUAAAGAAAGAGAAGAAGAUAUAGCAAAAUUCAAUAAUAAAAUUAAUAAAGUCAAAGAGGUUUCUUCAAAAAAAUAUUGGAAGGAAAGAAGAGAGGACAAAAAAAAAUUAGCAUGUUUAGAAGAUGAAGUCAAUAAAAUUCAUAAAGCUUCUUUGGAAAAAUAUUGGACAUCAGAGAAAUCAGAGAAAAAAGAAUAUUUAACAAAAUUAGAAAAUAAGAUCAAAAGAAUUAGUGAUAUUUUGAAUCAAUCAACAAGAGGAAAAGUAGAAAAAAUAGAAGAAAAAGAAUUAAUGCAAUUAGAAAAUGAAAUCAAUAAAAUCAACAAUGAUAUUUUGAAUCAAUGCUCAACAAAGAACAAAGAAAAAUUAACAGAAUUAACAAAAUUAAAAGGAAGAUUAGCAAAAUUAAAAAAAUUAAAAUAUAAGGAAUUGAAAAAUUAUGAAAUUUAUUAUAUGGGUCAACAAUUGCAUAAAAUAUACAAAAACAUACUUGUGGAUAUCAAAGUAUUGAACCCUGGUGUAUGUGACAGUAGCAAAAAUUGCCAAACAAUCGGUAAACUAAUUAAAAAGAGGGCUGAAGAUCUCAUUGCUAAUAAACUAUAUGAAAACCCUAUCAUUAAAAAUGGAAAGAAUUAUAAAUGGAUCAUAACUCAUAACAAAGAAUGUCAACAUAUAAAUAUAAGAGCUCUAAACAAAAACAGCAACAGUGGUAGUGAAUAUGAUUUAUCAUAUGAUGAAAAAUUCAUUAAAUGCAAGUCAUUUGAUGAUAGGUUAAUCUUAAUAACUAAAAAUUAUAUGCAACUUUUUGCUGUUCAUGAAAAAAAUAAAUCAAUAUAUGUUAGAUAUAUUAAAAGUCAUAACUUGAGUAUAGAAAGUUUAGAAGAAAACAUCAAGUCUAUUGAAGAAGAUUAUGAUGUCAGGGACCUUGUUAAAGCUCCGGAAAAAUGUGAUUUGGACCAAGUCAAAGAUAAAAUUGAAGAAAUUGAAAAAAUAUUAAAAAAAUGA
Molecule: messenger RNA, 1763 nt
Organism: Entrophospora sp. SA101
Lineage: Eukaryota; Fungi; Glomeromycota; Glomeromycetes; Entrophosporales; Entrophosporaceae
Source: the annotation of a GenBank genome assembly